AUGGGCUCCUUCAAGGUGACAAUUGAUGAUUUGGGGCUCAAAGAGAUUAAGCUAAACGACCGCCAUUUCACCUGGACCAAUGAGCAAACCAACCCCACAAUGACUAGGAUUGACAGACUUCUUUGCACUCCAGAUUGGGAGCUGCUCUUCCCAUCGUGCUUUCUCCACUCCCUCCCAUCUCUCAUGUCAGACCACACACCACUGCUACUCCACGGCGCACUUGAUCAUUUCAACAACAAUUUCUUCCGGUUCGAAAAUUUCUGGACCAAGAUGGAAGGCUUCCACGAAGUGGUGCAAACUGAAUGGGGGAAACCACUCAACACCAUGCUACCCAUCAAGCGUUUACACAUCAAAAUGGCUAGACUUGCAAAGGGCCUGAAGAAAUGGUGGAAAGAGAAAAUAGGAAACACAAGACUCCAGCUAACCAUCACCAAAGAGGUCCUCCUUCAGCUAGAAAUGGCACAAGAACUCAGGCCACUCUCAGAUCAGGAGAACGAACUUAGGAAACGCUUAAAAGCCCGCAGCACCGGCCUGGCUGUAAUUGAGAAGUCACGGAUGAGGCAGAGGUCCAGGCUUACCUAUAUCCGCAGUGGUGACGCCAACACAAAAAAAUUUCACAUGAAAGCCAAUGCACGCCGGAGAAAAAAUUACAUUCACUGUCUACAAAAAGAGGGCUUGAUUGCUCUUCCAAUAUAUCAGUAA
Miscanthus lutarioriparius is the source of this 702-nucleotide messenger RNA. The record is from the annotation of a GenBank genome assembly. Lineage: Eukaryota; Viridiplantae; Streptophyta; Magnoliopsida; Poales; Poaceae.